AUGAGAAAAGUGAAGGGCAGAGACGAGACCUACGUCGCUACUGCCCGGUCUGCUGCCAGUUCGUACUCCCGGGUCAUACCUGUCACCCAGUAUGCAAACGCUGUUGUUUUCCCUAACCUGAGGACGGUUAUGAAUCAACUCCUUGAUUUCAUACUAUCAGAUCGACGGCUUGAAAUCGACUUUGACCGUGCGCCUUACAAAAGCAUAGUUAAAGCUCUUAGAAGCCAAAACAACUUCGUCGAUUUAGCGUACGAGGCAAUUUUACCGGAGAUCAGAGACUUCCAGGGAAAGGUUAUUACUACACAAGAGCUGCAUAAGAUUCGCUUGAUGCAAUCAUCGAUUUUGACAAUCUGGGACGAUCCUUAUGCUGGGUAUUUGGAUUUCGUUACGCAUCUUUAUGAUCUUGACUACCUACGACCAUAUAUCGGACAAGCCGGCAUCCCGAGAGAACGAUUAUCACAACACCAUACUGCCAUUCGCAACGCAUCAGAGCGAACUCUACAUUACUGGAUCAUCAAGAUUGGCCACGGAUUAAGAGUUGCGAACUUCAUCCGGCUCUGGACUAUGACCUUUCCCGCGAAUAUCGAUAAUCUCGUUGAACUGGUUUUCGAAAACUUUCUUGAAAUGACUUUUUGUCGAGCGUUCCAGUCUUUGCCUUCCUCGAUCCUAGAGGAUAUCUUUGGACCGUGCCCAGAAAACAACGGUCACUACUCAGGGAUGGGUCUCAAUGUCAUGCCACCAUUACUACAAGGAAAGAAAAUAGCCCCAAUGUUGCGUUCCCGGUUUGUCAAACCGAUCGCCCUAUCCCCAGACCCCGAAAUCCGCGAAUGGCCCUCUAUGCGAGUUUCCCGGGUGGAAGAAAAUUCUCAACGCGCAUUACCGACGAGAAGCCACAUGGGCAAAAAGGAAUGUCAUGAGGCUCUCCACAAAGCAAUUCAACAGAAUUCAACCCUCGAGCAAUCACUUCCCCUUCCUAUGGAAGUACAGGACUGGGCCCAGCCUGAGGAGGAGAUAGUCGAGAUUGAAACAUGGUUUCAGACGAUAACUACCAGACUUCAAGAGAUGAAUGGAGCUGCUGAAGUUAGCUACAUUCGUCCGGUAGGAUCCUGCAAGGCGGCUAUCGGCGUGAUCAUCGACAACACCACAUUCCAUGAAUAUAGCUCUGGGGGCGCAAUGGUGAACUUACCAUGGGGCAUGCAAGAGAGUGGGUUCAGCCAAUCAAACUCUCUGAUCUGGUCAUACAACUUGCAGAGCUAUGUGCAAAUUCCAACGUCUUUCCAAGCUGCUCCACCCAGACUGGCAGAUAUCAGGGUCCUCCGGGAAGCAACGCAAGCCCUGAUCCGUGGGAGCCAUCUCGGGAUUGUGAUUAUUUGCGGAGAUAGGGCAGAGCAGGUGGCCAUCCCUGAUGAUGCUGAGUCUAAGCGGGUGGAGAUUACUUUGCAGGGCAGGAAAUAUAAUGUCUGGGUUGAAAUUCAACAGUCUAGAAUCAAAAGACUAUUCAUCCGUUCCCGCCAGCCCCUUUCAAGGCUAUGGGCUACCCAGGGGAGACAGGCCUUUGACCUAACGAAUGUCUUUCGUUUUUCAUCUAUCAUGAUGGAUAUCAAAAUCUUCGGAGGCUUCUAUGAGUCUGCCCUAUCUGUGUCGUUAAUCGUUCGCAAAUGGACUGACGAAAGAGACAAUGGUCUUCCACGAGCUAAGCCAGCUGACCUUGAGCCGAUCCUAAAGGUCUGGCUAGCAAACAGGUCGUUCCAGAGCCACGAAGACCUCGAUCGCCUAACCAAAGCGGCUGGCGGUUCUUUGAGAUAUGGAGUUCUUGUUCUUAGCCUUAUACAACCAAAGGAAAAGCACUCAACUCGGAUCCGAAGAAUCCACCCGUCAAUUCAGCGUCGCCGUGGUGCGAUUCCGCGUCAGGUUAUAGACGAUGUGAAGUCACUUUGGACAGAACUUGCUGGCGAACCAGGCGAACCAGGCUUUGGCGAAUCAGGUGCUGGUCAAUCAGGUGUCCCCUCCGAGGAAGCCGAUGACGUGGACGAGCACGACAUUGAGAAAGCCGCCGAAGAGUUUGGAAUUUCUAAGGAACCGGAGUACGUUGCCUCGGGUGCUAUUCAAGAUUCAGAGAUCUCGGACCAAGAUGGACUUGAUAGACCCGCCCCGUGCUUCGAUAACCGGCUAGUCUGGCUCCUCGGUACGAAAUAUAAAGGUGCUAGAUCCAGCGAAAACACUGUGCGCAUGUACGUUCGACACAUGUCUAUUUUGAUCCCGUGCAAGAUAUCAGAGAUACAAAAUAGGGAUGUCUGGGUCAAAGCUGAGUUGUCGCCCAUUGGAGAAAGACACCCCAAUAUGUUCGCCAAGACGACUAUAGAGAGCGAUCCUGCCUCCCGUCUCGCCAUUCGGUGCUCAUUCGAAGACUCAUACAGCGGCCAAACGAAAGUGGUAUAUGCCUACUCGCAAACCAGGAGCAUGCUUUGCAAGGCAAAUACUCUAGUCGAUGAAUUAAACGGCGACGACUUUGUUGAGAUAUGCCAAAGACCUCGACGAUUCAUGUACGUUGACCACCGGUGUACUAGGCAAAUCGAGGCCCAUCCUCAGCUACGACCAUUUAUCGGUGGUGCCUACACGGAUGACAAUGGGGAAGUUUUAUUUUGUUCCUAG
Molecule: messenger RNA, 2652 nt
Organism: Penicillium mononematosum
Lineage: Eukaryota; Fungi; Ascomycota; Eurotiomycetes; Eurotiales; Aspergillaceae
Exons: 3
Coding region: 1-2652 (883 amino acids)
Source: RefSeq, a predicted model, not a curated record